AUGUAUGAGUCUCCAGAAUUCUCGUACAGGGACUUUACGGAAACUUUGGAUUUAGAAGAUCGAUUUGAUACUGAUACCCUUCUAUUUACUCAUGAAAUAAUAGAAAAUGGAACCGAAAGUAUUGAAAAAAAUUCUAUACCUGUAACUGAAGGGAUAAUAUCCCCUGUUAAAAACAAUUUACUUUUAAGUUGUAACGAUUCAGGUCAGCAUUUUUCUAUUGGAACUGAAUCCAUAACUGAACUUAAUACUCAGAGUUGCCAAAAUGACAUCAAUAUUGCUAGUAUCGUACCAAUUCAUAAUUCAUUUUAUGAUGAAUCAACAUUAUUGGACGAAAAUAUAGUAGACCAGUUUCUGAUACCUACACCAACAUCUUCAAAUUCAAAUGAGGAUGACAAGAAUAACGGCCCAGAUAUUUUAGCGCUUUUUUCAUGUGUUAUCUGUCAUGAUAUAUUUACUACUGACGCCGAUCUUUUAGAUCAUACUAUUCUAAUGCAUGCUUCAAUAAAUGUAUCCGCUUCUGAAACCGGUACUACUUGUACAAAUUUUGAACUACAAGAUACCAGCAGCAUCACGAAUUUUGACGCAGAGUGGCUAGUUUGUUGCAUUUGUGAACGUGUAUUAUCGAUGGCAUUAGAAAUCGAACCUAAUGAACAAUUGUGCUGUCUUGACGCUUUUGGCAAAGGGUGCGUGGGAUCACGAAAACUUGACGCUAUGUUUGUGUGCGAUGUGUGUAAUUAUUUGUUCGCUGACGGUGAAGCACUCGAUCGACAUAAACUUACUUGUACACGUAAAAAUGAAUUGAACGAACAACCACCUCCCGAAACGUUGGACUUGUCCUGUACAUAUUGCGGACAGGAGUUUCCCACUGAAAUCGAAUUGAGGAACCACGAAGACAGCCAUCGAGAAACACGUCCUCAUCGCACGUAUAAACGCAGCUCGGACAGUAAAAUGUGGAAUUGUGGGUCUUGUAAUCAACUUUUUGCUACUGCAAGGGAGCUAUACCGUCACAAAAGGGGAGAAGACCGACCCCCAGGGACUCCAUUAAUGGCUUACGUUUGUGAAGAAUGCGAUAAAGUUUUGGGCAGCAUGUGCGCUCUUCAUACCCACAAGAAAAUGCAUAAAGUUAUCAAACCCGGCUUCCCUUGCAAAAUAUGCGGGCGUCGCUUCAACCAGUCAGGGCACCUCGCGAUCCAUAUGCGAAUGCACACUGGAGAACGGCCCUACCCGUGUGAUCUAUGUCCUAAGGCUUUCAAAGUUAAGGUGGAGCGAGACGACCACCGACGCACGCACACGGGCGAGCGGCCAUUCGCCUGCAACGCCUGCCCUAAGACCUUCACUGCAGCUGCACGCCUGCGUGAACACGCCAGGAUUCAUACUGACCAGAGGCCAUACAUUUGCGACAUAUGCGGCGCGGCGUUCCGUCGACCCUAUGCUCGGACCGUGCACACACUUAUUCACACCGGGCAGAAGCCUCACGAAUGCGAUGUCUGCGGGACGGCUUUCAGGCGUUCCGGAGAUAUGUGGAAGCACAAACGCACUCUUCAUGGUAUUCAACCGACAGAUUUGGCCAACUAA
This is a messenger RNA of Pieris macdunnoughi, 1575 nucleotides long. Lineage: Eukaryota; Metazoa; Arthropoda; Insecta; Lepidoptera; Pieridae. The record is from the annotation of a GenBank genome assembly.